Messenger RNA from Pleuronectes platessa (European plaice), 4158 nucleotides. RefSeq names its product nectin-4. The transcript has 13 exons. Gene Ontology annotation, cellular component: adherens junction. Bases 502 to 2286 code for a protein of 594 amino acids. NCBI's taxonomy places the organism in Eukaryota, Metazoa, Chordata, Actinopteri, Pleuronectiformes, Pleuronectidae. The record is from RefSeq and is a predicted model, not a curated record. Gene Ontology annotation, biological process: heterophilic cell-cell adhesion; homophilic cell-cell adhesion.
AAACAGCAGCCGCAACUUGCGCAACACAGAGCGGGUUGCGUCUGUCAUUUUACUUGUUUCUGUGUUUACUUUCCCGCUGAGCUGCUUCUCUUCCUCCUGCUGCUGCUGCAGAAGCAUGAAGUUCAGACACUUCGCAGCUUCUGCAGCUUCCAGCACCAAACUUUGUUUUCCCCAGUGAGUGCAUCACACACUGAGGUGAACUCCGGUUCUUCCAGCCUGAUUCCUGCACCAGUCCACUGCAGUAAAGUGAGCCGUCAUCUGGGAAGCCAGUCGCCGCCGGGUUCUUUUUUUGCGCGUCUACUUGUGGCUUUACGACUUGCCCUUUAAUGUGCAUUUACGACGGCUCACUGUACUGCAGUACCAGCUCCGGCCUGAUCCCUGCACCAGUCUCCCCUCUGACCUGAACUCCGAUAUCGAUCAUGGAAGCUGAUCAUCCAGCACAGGAUUAACAGGAGGAGUUCUUUUGGAUUACAGAGCAGAUCUUUGAUUCCAGGAGCAGAUAUGCAGUGUGUGAGGAGUCUCACUCUGCUCCUCCUGCUCGUGGUGGAGGUGCACGGUGACUUUGUGGAGCCUCCUCAGCCCCACACCUCCCUGGGCUCGCUGGCAGAGAGUCAGACCAGGCUGCCCUGCCGCUACCAGCCAGUGGGGGGGGAGAAGGUGGUGCAGGUCACCUGGUACAAGGAGCUCGCGGACGGCAGAAAGGACCAGAUCAUCACGGCCCACUUCUCUGAGGGCCACACAGAGUUCGGGCGUUACUCUGGUCGGGUGAAGUUCGAGAGCAACAGCCCCACAGAAAACUCGGCUCUGCUCAUCCCCAGCACAGAGGAGUCGGACGAGGGCAGCUACAUCUGCCACAUCUCCACCUUCCCUCACGGAACCUUUGAGAGGCACAUCACCUUCACCAUCUGGAUUUUACCCAUCUCCUCCCUGGAGCCUGUCAUCCUGAAGGAGGGGGAUUCGUACCGUUUGGCGGCCACUUGCAAAGCAGUGGGUCGCCCGCGUCCCCGUCUCUCCUGGGACACCGACCUGCCGGGCAAGGGCAAGGACAUGAACCACGAGGGCGGGUCUGUGUCCAGCUUCUUUUCUCUGCACCCGCUGCGCAGCAUGAACGGCAAAAAGCUGGACUGCUUGGUGUGGCACCCGGGUCUGAACGGGCCCCGCAGGAUCUCAAACCUUGUGGAUGUUCAGUACCCCCCAGAUCCCACCAUCACCAGUGUCUCAGGAGACUGGUUCGUGGGUUUGGAGAACGCUGAGCUGGUGUGUGACAGCGGAGGAAACCCCAAACCUCAGGACUUCAACUGGACAUGGAGGGGAGGAGCUCUGCCAGAUGGGGUGUUUGUGAUUGGAGGAAAACUCGUCUUUGGUCGGACCCUCCGCUUGAAUGACAGCGGGGUCUACGAGUGUGUGGCCAAGAACAUUGCAGGAGCAGGAAAAGCAGAGUAUUCAGUGACAAUAGCAGAGUCAUCUCAGCGUAUGGGUGUCCCCUCCCACUUCCUCCUGAUCAUCCUCGGGUCCUUGGCCGCCGCCCUGGUCCUGGUCCUGAUCGUUGUCGUCCUGCUCGUCAACCGCCACCAUCGCAACAGAAACAGAAAGCUGGAGAGGCAGCUCACUGAGAAAACGGACGAAAAUGAAAAAGACUCCAGACAAAUGAGCCGGACUGCUGUGAAAAUUAAUGUCAUAGUGCAGCCUAAAGAUUACGCCCAGGUCAGAGUCGACAGCAGGAUGAAGAACAGCCAAAUGUACCAGGAGCAUCCCGUCUACGAAGGCAGCCAGUCCAUGCUGAGCAGGAAGUGUAGUGCUCCGGCAGGAUUGGACAUGGACGAGCGGGCACGUCCGGUCAUCUGGUACGACAGCAGGGACAACCUGAGACAAACGGGGAUGGACGGAGAGAAGGAGGAGCGCAGGAGGAGGGGGGAGUCAUUCCUGAAGAGCAGCAACAAGCCACUGGAGCCUCCUGUCUACAGAGGCAGCCAGUCCAUGCAUUGCAGGAACUCUAGUGCUCCGGCAGGAUUGGAGCUGGAUGAGCUGGAACGUCAGGUCGUCUCGGUCGACGGCAGGGAGAUUCUGCAUUUCUUGAAGAGCAGCCAUGUUUCGCUGGAGAUAUCCAUCAGCACAAGCGGCUAUUCCAUGGUGGGCGGGAUGUGGAGUUCUCAGGAAGGAAUGGAGCUGGAAGAGCUGUUACUACGGCAGGGAGAGCCUGAGACGAACGGAGAUGGAUGGAGGGAUGGAGGAGCACAGGAGGAGGGUGGAGACGUUUUUGAAGAGCAGUAUGUUGCUGCACUGUAAACCCAGAACUAAAAAAAAAAGCUUUCAUAAACUCAAAAGUGUGAGUUUUUGAGAACUUCAAUAUUUGGAUGUACUUAUUGAUUAUAGUUAAAUUAAAUUACUGAUUAACCCCACUCUGAACUGAAAACAACCAAAAAGUAACCAUUUGCACUACUCAUUGUAAUAAGUUUACAGAUCUUAAUAAAUUAGAGUACAGAAGCCAGGUAUUUUGUGUUAAGUAAACUCAAUGUUUAUUUGUUCAUUUUCCAAACAUUUCAUUACUUACAAAUGAAAAACAUUGACUUUGUAGUUGUCUUUUUAAGUUUGAAGAAGUGGUGCCCAUUUACUUCAAUUGGAUUGGAUUUGGCAGCAACGCUGUUUACCCCUGAAACUUCAAAAGUUUUGUGUGGACUCCAACACUUCACCCACCCCUCUAUCGGCAUAGAAGUGAGUAGAUAAUGAGUGAAUUAAACAUUUCAGGGAACUAUCCCUUAAAUUGAAACACUACAUAUCACAAAAAAAAGGGAACUUUGCCACUGGAUGUCAAAUCAGUGCUGAUGGUAAAUGUAGUUAAUUGAUGCAAUAUAUUCCUCAGUGUGUGCUAUACACUGAGCCAUAAGUUGGUGAUUUCCUGCUGGAAAAACUGUUCUUCCUGGAUCUGUUAUGUCACAGUGAUGAUGUUGGUGUUUGAGAAAGUGCAAUGCAUCUUGAUACAUGUAAGCGCUGCCUGCAUGGCUCUGUGAGCGGAAGAACACAUUUUCCCUCUCUCUGAAUUAAUAUAGCAGCACUAAGGAAUUUAUAGCUUUUUUGCUCUUCACUUUUUUACUGAAUGAACAUCUACAUAAAGAAAAGGCAAUGUUUCCCUUUAAAAUAUACAAUUAAAAGUACAAAGGCAAUGUGUACUUGUGCAAUGUGGCUUAAAGCCUGUUGCGUAAAGCAGAUAUUUGAACAUCAACAUUUGAGCAGUAGUCGACAGACAAUAAAACAUUCAUGUUGUGGGUGAGACUCUAGAGUCCCCUAUUUUUUCAGAGCUUGAGUUCUACAAAAAAACAUCCUCAAAUAUUUGUUGACUGUCUUCAGUAACAUUACUUACAAUGUCAAGUCAUAUCAGGGGCCGCCACCUGAAAACACAAGAAAGAACAAUUUUAUUAUUUAAUGUUUAAUUGAUCUUUUUAUCCAUCUGUCUGUUUACCUAUAUAUUUGUACAGGUAACCUGUAAGAGUAUUAAGGCAAACUCAAUGCAGAAAGGCUGAGAGCAGCAGCUAUGUCCACUGUGUGGACAUGCACAGGUACGCAGUGUGUCCUGUAUGGGGACAAUAUUGUAGUAAAUCUGUAGACAAAUGUGAGCGUCACUGUCUGAGUGAUCAAAUUUGUGGAAAAAGUGGAGAUUUUGACUUUUCACACACUACACUGAAAUGUAAACAACCUCACCUCCUUUAAAACACAAGGAAUCAUGGUUCCUGUUAUAGUGUUUACUAGGAGUCCUGCUAGUUUACAUUAAAAACAUUCAGGAAGGACAAUGUGGACUAAGAAAAUUCCUGAGCUUUGGUCGAGAAAUAGUGAAUUAUUCUCAGAACCGUGAUAUUUUCAGCUUGGAUUCACCUGCGGACGACAAGUUAGUGUGUGUAUUUGUAUAUGUGUGUAUUAUAACUAUGAGGGAGAGACAAAGAGCUGUUGUACGUUUACAAUAUUGUUACCUGCAACAAGAGAAAGGCCUGAAAAGCCUUUUACCCCGAGGGACCAGAACAUGGACCUGAAAAAGAAGACGGGGACAGAACCUGCAGGAGAAGAACAUGUUUUAUAUCCAUCCAGUGUUUUCUAUGAAAGUGAAAAGACAAAAAACCUGAUGUGUAAACGUUGAAAUGUUUAUUCAUAAAAGUACAGCAAAUGCAA